AUGGGACAAGUAAAGAUGUCAAACAAGAUGCUUAUGAUAAUUACUACAGGAAAGCAUCUCAUAGGAUACUAUAGGAUAAGAAACAUAAGUCAUGUCUGUAGGAAGCAAAGAUUGUUGAAACAGAGGCAAAAGAGCUAUGUGGAUCCUAGGCAGAAAGAUGUAGAGUUUGCAGUGGGUGAUUAUGUAUUCCUAAAGGUCUCCUCAAUGAAAGGAGUCAUGAGGUUUAGGAAGGAAGGUAAGCUGCCAACUAGAUACAUAGGACCUUUUGAGGUCAUUGAUAGAGUUGGAACAGUUGCUAACCAGUUGGAGUUAUCACCAAGCCUUUCUCAUGUCCACCCAGUAUUCCACAUCUCCAUGCUGAGGAAGUAUGUUCCUGACCCUUCACAUGUACUGCAACCAGAUGUAGUAGAGUUGAAUGAGAACCUGACCUUCAAGGAGUAG
Molecule: messenger RNA, 441 nt
Organism: Hevea brasiliensis (rubber tree)
Lineage: Eukaryota; Viridiplantae; Streptophyta; Magnoliopsida; Malpighiales; Euphorbiaceae
Exons: 2
Coding region: 1-441 (146 amino acids)
Source: RefSeq, a predicted model, not a curated record